This is a messenger RNA of Dentiscutata erythropus, 612 nucleotides long. The record is from the annotation of a GenBank genome assembly. NCBI's taxonomy places the organism in Eukaryota, Fungi, Glomeromycota, Glomeromycetes, Diversisporales, Gigasporaceae.
UCUAAAGACCAUAUUAACUCCAAUACAUUAUCAAAUUCUGAUACCAAUCCUGAGGAUAAUGAUACUUCCGAUGAAUCAUUAAGUGGAGAUAAUAUUGAUGCAAACAAUACAGAUGAUUCUAAUGAAACUAGUGAUACUGACCAUUCUAAUAAUCCAAACUAUUCUAAUAAAAAUCUUAUACUAAAACAUAAAAAAACUCCAGCUGGGUUUGGCAACAUUUUUGCAAAAGAUGUCUAUCACAAAAAUGGAAAAUACAUGGAAAUUUUAGUUAAGACUCAAGGUUCAAUUGGUAACUUCCAAACACAUUUAAAUGUAUAUAGAAUUACUAAAUCUAUCAAACCUAUUGAGAUAAUCGCACAACCAACAAUUACUGAAAUGUUUCAUUGUGCCAGUGGACAAAAUAUUCGUCAAAAAGAAUCUAUCAAUCAUGCUUUGGUAAAAUGGAUAGUUACAAAUUUGCAACCUCUUUAUGUCUUAAAAAGUGAAAGCUUUAUUAAAUUUGUUCAUGUAUUAAAUCUAUAUUAUGAAUUUAUUAAAUUUGUUCAUGUAUUAAAUCUAUAUUAUGAACUUCCAUCUAAUAAACAUCAAUGGAAAUUAAAAUGUGUAGAUUAA